AUGGAUGGCAGGUAUACACGAAGCAUCGAUGAAUACGAACUAAUUAUACCAAGAAAAUUAGAAAACGAUGGACGAUUCAAGACGUACCAAAUACCUCAUUAUUUCGACCGCGAAGAACUUAAGGCACAGAAUUCAAAGGCAGAAGAAGUAUUUUACUUGGUUACGUUCGAUGGAACUCACAAUCAUUUGGAGUUGUGGCCAAAUCAUCGCUUUGUAUCUAACGAUGCGAUAUUUGAACGGAGAGAACCCAACGCAAACGUACAAUCCAGAAAUAUACGGAAACAGCAUGACAGUUUGUGUUACUACCACGGAAGAAUUAAGAAUAAACCUGGCUCGCGCGUUGCAUUAUCCACAUGUUAUGGUCUGGCAGGUUACAUCGUAAUGGACGGCAGGCGAUACUUUAUAGAACCUGCUGCCGAAUAUGAGCCGAACGGAAGAGGGCAGCAGCUACAUUUGGUGCAUAAAGGGCGCGAGGACACUGAAAGUAAACGAGGACAGGAAGGUAAUUGUGGUACGUCACCAAAUUGGGAGGAUGCUUGGAAACUGAGGUUCUAUGAGGAAUACUCGAAAACACCCUUCAGUAAGAGAAGUAGUCUAAUCAGUGUACCGAGAUAUUUGGAAACACUCGUGGUCGCAGAUAAAAAGUUCUUAGAAUAUCACAAGCACACCGAUCAUGACAGCUAUGUCUUAACUAUUAUGAACAUGGUGUCCGAUUAUUACCACGACGCAAGUUCGGGUCAUCAGCUACAUGUGGUCGUCGUGCGCGUGAUGUAUUUGGAAAAGGAGGAACAAGAAAUUGAUCUGGUAAUCAACCCGAAUGCGGAAGACACUUUGGCAAGUUUCUGUAAAUGGCAAGAAAAGGUGAAUCCUAAGGAUACUCAGCAUCCAAAUCACCAUGACAUUGCUGUAUUACUGACAAGGUACGAUAUUUGUGCGGAUAGUUUGACAAAUUGUGGUCUUAUGGGACUGGCUUAUGUUGCGGCAGCGUGCACUUCUGAUAGGCCAUGUGCCAUCAACGAAGACGGAGGGCUCGUGUUAGGGAUUGUGGUGGCGCACGAAAUGGGACACGUUAUGGGCUGUUCACAUGAUACCGAAGCGGAAUCGGGAUGUAAACCUCAAGCUCCAGAUAAUUCAUAUCAUGUAAUGUCUCCCUUUGUGCACCUUCAUACUACUAUUUGGUCGACGUGCAGUAGAGUAUUUAUGAAUGAAUUAUUUGAUAACAAUUUGGGGGAGUGCUUAAAUGACGAGCCUCAGGAAUCGAUUUAUAAAGAAACGAAUAUGAUGCCGGGAGCUGUUUACGACGCAAAGUAUCAAUGCAAUAUGGCUUACCCAGGCUCGGAAGUAUGCGGAGGUUCUCCAGACCGAUUUUGUAAGCAGUUAUUAUGCAAAGUGACUCCUACAACUUGCAUGUCUAACGGUGAACCACCGGCUGAUGGUACUAAAUGUGCUGAAAAUAAAUGGUGCUACAACACAAAAUGCAUCGAAAUUGGAAGUCGGCCAGAAGCUAUUAAUGGGGAAUGGGGCGAAUGGAGCAGUUGGACCCCGUGUUCGAGAUCUUGCGGGGGUGGACUUAGUUACUCUGAACGUGAAUGUAACAACCCGCCUCCGAAGCAUAAAGGGCAUUACUGUCUUGGGGACAGAAAGAAAGUUAAAAUAUGUAAUACUGUGCUUUGUCCAGAAGGCGCGAAAAGCUUUCGUGCUGUACAGUGCAGUGAAUUCGAUAAGAAACCGUUUCAAGGCAAACUUCACAAGUGGGAACCGUUUCCUAGGAAAGAAGAACCGUGCGUCCUAUACUGUAUAAAUGAAAGGAGGGUCUACUCCAAAUUAGCGCCUAGGGUUAAGGAUGGAACGAAAUGUAAAAGCGGAACCAAAGACAUGUGCAUUAGUGGAAGCUGCAAAAAGGUGGGAUGCGAUUACAUUAUUGACUCGGAUGCGAUUGAGGACCAAUGCGGAAUUUGUAAGGGCGACGGCACUCAGUGCAAAAUAGUCGAGGAAACGUAUUACGAUGCUCCCGGUCAUGGAUACGUGAAGGUGGCGACGAUAAUGAAGGGUAGUCGUAAUGUCUAUUUUGACGAACUCAAACCUUCGGACAACACAAUUGCCGUUAGUGCCGCCGACGAGAAGAAGUUUUAUUUAAACGGCGACUUCACGGAACAACAGGAUGGAGUUCACGACGUUGGGGGUGUCGAGGGUAUCUACAAUCAUCCUGAGCCUAACAAAGAAAGUUUGGUAAUAUACGGCCCAUUGAAAGAAGAUAUUGUGUUAUUUGUAAGUUUCAAUGUUUCUCCGUUCUGA
This is a messenger RNA of Photinus pyralis (common eastern firefly), 2295 nucleotides long. Its product is annotated as A disintegrin and metalloproteinase with thrombospondin motifs 12-like. The record is from RefSeq and is a predicted model, not a curated record. The transcript has 13 exons. Gene Ontology annotation, cellular component: extracellular matrix. Gene Ontology annotation, biological process: extracellular matrix organization; proteolysis. Gene Ontology annotation, molecular function: metalloendopeptidase activity. NCBI's taxonomy places the organism in Eukaryota, Metazoa, Arthropoda, Insecta, Coleoptera, Lampyridae. The coding region runs from base 1 to 2295 and encodes 764 amino acids.